CGCCAUGUUUGCGGAGUCGAAACACGGAAGUAGAUGUCUUUUUCUUUCUUUUUUUUUUUAGCAGCGCCCCCUGUUGCCGCGGAUGGCAAAGUGAAGAUAAAAAAAAGGCACAAUUCUGAACAUUUCCCCCCUGUCUUUAAUAGUAGACGGUGUCCAUAAAGUCUCUUUACAAUUUAAUAAAUGUGUUACAAAAGCUAAUGAAUAGAAUGAAACACGAAAGAAUACAUUUUAUUUGUGAAAAGUGGUUUUAUGGACACAGCUAUGUUUCUUCAACUUUUUACACCAAGUAGCACGUUCAAAAAUACUUAGCUCUAACGUUAAAAAUUAACUAGCAUAGUAGGCCUAAGUCUUCAUCACAAGCGAGGCAGAGUUUUUAUUCCUAAAAAGUGGAUAUAAUAUUAUUAUUAGCAAUUGUGUCAAUAUGCACCGUUUAAGCAUUAACACUGAUCUUAGAUGAGCUAAUUAAAAAAAAAAAGUGACUUCAUGUAUUGCACGUAAAAGUUAAAUAAAAUACCGAAAUAAAGGUUUCAAAACAACUGUUUUUAACGAUUGAAUGCAACUGUAUUGAACUUAAAAGUUAAAUACAACUGAACUGGACUUGACAAAUUUACUGUAUUGGAUUUAAAAAAAUGUUUGCGGCAUAUUCGUCACAAUUUGAACAUUUAAUCAAAGGAAUUCUUUCAUGUACCAUCAGAGGGCGCCCGCGUACCACCAGCGGUACUAGUAUGAACUUUCAGUUUUGGCCAUGCACACAACUUUGUGUAACGAUAUCGAUUUUAAAGACACUUCGGAGGAAAGGUGACUUUUUUAUCUACACAAAACAGAAGAAAAUAAUUGUAUAUUUAAUUCAAUGAUUUAAUUUCAUCCACGAGAGGAAUAAUCUAUGUAUAUAACUCCCUACCCUAUUUUACAUUUAUUGUGCUUUGUUUGUAGAUUGUGUUGUACAUUGUGCGAAAUUGUAGCCAUGCACUGCACUAAAAUUCAUUUUCAUUGUUUGGCCCAAUCGGGAGGCCAAUGAGGAAGUGGAAAAUGGAGAUUUGCGCAUGCGCUGUCCUGGCACUGACUUGCGCAUGAAUGGCAUGACAACAAGCAGCCAUGUCCAAAUGUCGAACUUUAAUCUGGCCGAAAGUGAUUCUAUUCGGGGAUUCCAUCACUCAGUCGUCCUUUCAAAACAACGGAUGGGGUUCAGUCAUCGCCGAUAAAUUAGCAAGGAAGUGUGACGUGGUCAACAGAGGCUUGUCGGGCUACAACUCCAGAUGGGGGAAGAUGGUUCUUCCAAGGAUAGUGAAUAAUGACGAGUCGGCAAACAUUGCAGCAGUUACUGUCUUCUUUGGAGCCAACGACUGCGCUCUGCGAGAUAAGAACCCUCAGCAGCACGUUCCUCUGCAGGAGUAUUCCGAGAACCUGAAGGCGAUGAGCAGCUACCUGACCACGGCGGGGGUCCCGGCGGGCAAGGUCAUCUUCAUCACUCCUCCCCCUGUCCAUGAGGCAGCCUGGGAGAAAGCGUGCACCCUGAAAGGUUGUCCUCUCAAUCGUCUCAACUCCGUGGCGGGCCAGUACGCUCAGGCGUGCGUCCAGGCGGCUGCUCAGUGUGACGCUGACGUUUUGGACUUGUGGACACUUAUGCAGAAAGACGGACAGGACUUCACAGUCUACCUGUCGGACGGCCUCCACCUGUCUGAGAAAGGCAACCAGUUUGUGUUGCGGCACCUUUGGGAGCUGCUGGAGAGCAGAGUGGCACGUCUGCCCUUCAUCCUGCCCUACUGGGCGGACGUGGACGCCGGGAUCCCAGAGAGCAGCCUGCUGUGCGACCAGUGAAGAUUGACAAGACAUCAUGAGGACUCUCAUUAGGAAGACCGUGAACGUCGUCAUAUUUUCUGGAUACUGUAGGCUGACAAUAAAAGCAUUUAUUGGGAUGCAAGUAAUGCAAGCAGUGGACAAGAAUAAAAGCAUUUCACUGAGUAA
This is a messenger RNA of Phyllopteryx taeniolatus (common seadragon), 1965 nucleotides long. It is a transcript of the gene iah1, whose product is annotated as isoamyl acetate hydrolyzing esterase 1 (putative). The record is from RefSeq and is a predicted model, not a curated record. Lineage: Eukaryota; Metazoa; Chordata; Actinopteri; Syngnathiformes; Syngnathidae. Gene Ontology annotation, molecular function: hydrolase activity, acting on ester bonds. The transcript is spliced from 6 exons. The coding region runs from base 1096 to 1818 and encodes 240 amino acids.